AUGGUACCCGGAGAUGAAGUGGAGGUUCAUGUCAAGGAUAGUUCCGAGGGAGUGGAAGAAGUGGGACACAAGUUCCGAGCCACGGUCAGAGGUGAUGUGGGACGGAACUCCGUGCUUGGAGAAGACGUGCUUAAGGAACAGUUCCGCGAGCUCCGGAGCGUCGAGUGUAUUGUGCGUCGGGAUGAAGAUGGCCUGUUUGGAGAGCCGGUCGACGACAACCAGGAUGUCUGUGAAACCGUCAGAGUUUGGCAGUUGCUCGAUGAGGUCCAUGGAGAUGGAGUUCCAUGGACACUCCGGGAUCGGGAGCUGCUUGAGGGUUCAGUAGGGAAGGUGACAGAGAGCUUUGGAUCGCGCGCAGGUGGUACAGGACUUGCAGUAGUCUUGGACAAAGAGUUGGAGUCCAGGCCAGGAGUAUUCUUGGAGGACCAGGGCCUGGGUCUUGUUCUGGCCCCAGUGUCUGGCGGUUGGGUAAUCGUGGUAGGCCCGGAGGACUCAGAGACAGAGGUCUUCAGAGUCCGGGAUGUAGAUUUGGCCAUUGAGCCGGAAGAACCCUUUUUUGUCCUUGGACCAUGGGGGGUUACCUUUGGAGGCCAACUUGAUGGCUGUGGCGAGUUCUGGAGACGGGUUAUUGGAGUUCUGGGCUGCUCAGACGUCGGAAUGCAGUUUCUCGGCGUUGAAAAGGACGGAGGCUCAGAGGACCAGUUCUCAGAGGUACAUCACUUGGAGAGACAUAGCGAGUUGCUCCUGGGUGAACACCAGCUGGAAGUUGUGUGGGUUGACAGCGAAGUAGUUGCUAUCUCUUCCUUUUGGGUAGACAUCCCAAUGGCAGGUGAGUGCGUCGGGUUUGACCCCCAGUUUUCCGCGGGCAGAACCGGAUUACCAGGUUGA
Dichomitus squalens LYAD-421 SS1 is the source of this 888-nucleotide messenger RNA. RefSeq lists its product as uncharacterized. Bases 1 to 888 code for a protein of 295 amino acids. The record is from RefSeq and is a predicted model, not a curated record. The transcript has a single exon. NCBI's taxonomy places the organism in Eukaryota, Fungi, Basidiomycota, Agaricomycetes, Polyporales, Polyporaceae.